GUCGUCUGGUCCAGCAGUGAAGCUCAUUCAUGAAAUCUCAAACUGAGAGUUUGAGUCACAUGAUCUGAGUUGGAAGUCAGGAGGCGACUGGUUCAAAUCUCAUUUUGCUUAGUGACAUUAGCGUCCCGUAUUGAGGAAGUGGAGCAGGAAGACGAAAGAGAGACACGUUGCCAUGGGGAAGAGGCUGCGUGUCACCAUGCUACGGGGUGGGACCAGAACGGGGCAAGGGCGGGAGAGAGCUCUUAAAGGGGCCACGCCUCAGAAUGCACCUUCACUGCCUGAUCGGAGUUUGCAAUCGGUAAGGAUGUUGGAGAAGAUCCUCGUGACAGGUGGAGCUGGCUACAUAGGAAGUCAUUGCGUGCUGGAGCUGGUUGAAGCGGGCUACACUCCUGUGGUCAUUGAUAAUUUUCACAAUGCCAUCCAAGGGGACAACGCCUUGCCUGAGAGCAUUAAACGGGUACAGGAAAUUGUGGGGAAGGAGAUCCUUUUCCAGAAGCUGGAUGUUCUCGAUGAAGCUGGCAUGCAGGAGCUCUUCAAGAAGCAUCGUUUCUCUGCGGUGAUGCAUUUCGCAGGCCUCAAAGCAGUCGGAGAGUCAGUCCAGAAGCCGCUGGAGUACUACAAGGUGAACCUCACUGGGACCAUCCACUUACUGGAGACCAUGAAAGCACACGGGGUCAAGAAUUUGGUGUUCAGCAGCUCAGCCACAGUCUACGGGGACCCUGCCUACCUCCCCCUUGAUGAAAACCAUCCCGUCGGUGGCUGCACCAAUCCCUAUGGCAAGUCCAAGUAUUUCAUCGAAGAGAUGAUCUGUGAUUUGUGCAAGGCAGAACAGGACUGGAACGCUGUUCUUCUGAGGUACUUCAACCCUAUUGGAGCCCACAAGUCGGGAAGGAUAGGAGAGGAUCCCCAAGGCAUCCCGAACAACCUGAUGCCUUAUGUUGCACAGGUGGCAGUGGGACGCAGGGAGUUCCUGAGUGUAUUUGGGAAUGAUUACAACACAGCGGACGGGACAGGCAUUAGAGAUUACAUCCAUGUGGUGGAUCUGGCCAAGGGUCAUAUUGCAGCGCUGAAGAAGCUCGAGGAGAACUGUGGCUGCAAGAUAUACAACCUUGGGACGGGUGUUGGUUACUCUGUCCUGCAGAUGGUCAAAGCCAUGGAGAAGGCAUCAGGAAAGGAGCUCAAGUACAAGAUUGUUGCACGCCGGGAAGGGGAUGUGGCCUCCUGUUACGCCAACCCUGCCCUUGCAGAGCGGGAGCUGGGCUGGAAAGCUGUUCUUGGUCUAGACAAGAUGUGUGAGGACUUGUGGAGGUGGCAGUCACAGAACCCCACCGGCUUCAGCAAGAACUAGUGCUCCAGACCAUGUCGUCCCGAUCUUAUGCCUUGCAAGUGCUGCUGGCUCUGGGCUCCAGGGACUUUUCACUCAGGGAGGAUUCUUUUUAGUGCCCCCUUCUCCUUCAACUGCCUGGAGGAGUCUGCUACAUUAGAACCCACGUGGAAUUUGUGUGGUUGGAAAAGAUGCCCAAGUCUCACUUUCCACAAGGAAAUAGCAAGGUCACCUUGGUGACUAGACCAGUAAUUCUGGCACGAUCUCCUAGGUCCAGGCUGGAGGGAAUGGGGUACUACCCUACUCCCGCUCUCUUGCCUCUUAGUCUUGAUCAACUGCAGCUGGCUGGAGUGUAGGGGGCACAGAAGAAGGCCGAGGACCAGGGCCUGCUGUAGUGAGGCCCUGCCAGGUAUCUUACCUGGCUCUCAUGAAACAUAAUGCCCAGCAGCAACUGUGAGCUGCAGGCUGACUGCCAGUGGGGCAGUUGCUUAGAGGCUGCUGAAAAAUAGAGGAAAAUACGGACAGCAGCCUGUGUCAACAUUUCUACUAUUUGCAGACGAGGCAACCAAUUAAAAUGUUUAAACGGCAAAA
Molecule: messenger RNA, 1915 nt
Organism: Sphaerodactylus townsendi
Lineage: Eukaryota; Metazoa; Chordata; Lepidosauria; Squamata; Sphaerodactylidae
Gene: GALE
Product: UDP-galactose-4-epimerase
Exons: 12
Coding region: 173-1348 (391 amino acids)
Biological process (GO): beta-D-galactose catabolic process via UDP-galactose, Leloir pathway
Cellular component (GO): cytosol
Molecular function (GO): UDP-glucose 4-epimerase activity
Source: RefSeq, a predicted model, not a curated record